Molecule: messenger RNA, 2313 nt
Organism: Chinchilla lanigera (long-tailed chinchilla)
Lineage: Eukaryota; Metazoa; Chordata; Mammalia; Rodentia; Chinchillidae
Gene: Msto1
Product: misato 1, mitochondrial distribution and morphology regulator
Exons: 14
Coding region: 550-2265 (571 amino acids)
Biological process (GO): mitochondrion distribution
Cellular component (GO): cytoplasm
Source: RefSeq, a predicted model, not a curated record
AUAAAGGCGCGGGCUCCCAUUCGUGGGCUGAGGUCUGUCAGACACUGACAGAUGACUGGCCAGUCCACAGGGCUGAAGGUCACAACGGCUGUGCCUUGGAGAAAGGGUACGUGGGAAGCUUUAAGGGACCUUUUUUCCGGGAUUAGGGGUAGAACCCAAGGCUUUCGCCCUGAGCUGCGCUCUAGCCCGGGAGCUGUUUUUUCCUUGUCGAGUGGGUCGCUGGCAGCGAUGUCUACUUAGACGAGCCAGCGCAGCAGGAAGAAGUUGCAGGGCUGACGCCCGGCAAGACAAAAACGGGAUCCUGGCGAAGAAGCCCCACCCAAGAACGGCCGCAGCUCGCACGGCUUCCGGGGCGGCCUGCGGAGCUCCGCCCCUCUCGAGGAAGAGGCGGAGCUGGACGGACCUGCGAACCGUUUAUCCAAUUGGAAAGGAUGUGUCUGUGGACCAAUAGGAUGCAGAGAUCUGGCCCGCCCUCAAGCCUAUCGAGCCAAUCAGCUAGGAGCGAAGAGCGGACGUGCGGGGGCAGUCCCACCGAGUAGACUGCGCGGUAUGGCGGGCGGGGCUCGGGAGGUGCUCACGCUGCAGUUGGGACACUUUGCGGGUUUUGUGGGAGCACACUGGUGGAACCAGCAGGAUGCUGCGUUGGGCAGGACCACAGAUGCCCCGGAGCGGUCGGGAGAGCUGUGCCCCGACGUACUGUACCGAAGAGGCCGGACGCUGCACGGCCAGGAAACCUACACGCCUCGACUCAUCCUCAUGGACCUGAAGGGCAGUCUGAGCUCCCUAAAAGAGGAGGGAGGACUCUACCGGGACAGACAGCUGGAUGCUGCAAUAGCGUGGCAGGGCAAGCUCACCACACACAAAGAGGAGGAAAUCUACCCCAAGAAUCCUUAUCUCCAGGACUUUCAGAGUGCAGAGGGAGUGCUUAGCAAUGGUAUCUGGAGGAUCAAAUCCAUCCCUAAUGGCAAAGGUCCCCCACCAGUCACCAGUGUUUCAAAUCCAAAGCCACUUAUCCCCACGGUGGGCAGCAUCAGAGUCUGGUCAGACUUCCUCAGAGUCCAUCUCCAUCCCCGGAGCAUCUGUCUGAUUCAGAAAUACAACCAUGAUGGAGAGACAGGCCGACUGGAGGCUUUUGGCCAAGGAGAGAGUAUCCUGAAGGAACCCAGGUACCUGGAGGAGCUAGAGGACAGGCUGCACUUCUACGUGGAAGAAUGUGACUACCUGCAGGGUUUCCAGAUUCUGUGUGACCUGCACGAUGGCUUUUCUGGGGUAGGCACCAAGGUUGCAGAGCUGCUACAAGACGAGUAUUCGGGGCGGGGAAUAAUAACCUGGGGCCUGCUGCCGGGCCCCUAUAGUGUUGGGGAACCACAGAAAAACAUCUAUCGUCUGUUAAAUACAGCAUUUGGUCUGGUGCACCUGACUGCUUCCAGCUCUUUUGUCUGCCCCUUAUCCUUGAGUGGGAGCCUGGGCCUUCGACCUCAACCACCUGUGAAUUUCCCUUACCUGCACUAUGACGCCACCCUGCCCUUUCACUGCAGUGCUAUCUUGGCCACAGCCCUGGACACAGUCACUGCUCCUUACCGCCUCCGCUCCUCUCCAGUUUCCAUGGUUCGGCUGGCGGAUAUGUUGAGCUGCUCUGGGAAGAAGGUGGUGACAGCUGAAGCAAUCAUCCCCUUCCCCUGGGUUCCAGGCCAGUCCCUUCCUGAUACCCUGGUACAGCUUGGAGGAAGCACGCCAUGGACCUCACUGUCUGCAUGUGGGGACCCCUCUGGAACACGCUGCUUUGCCCAGUCAGUGGUGCUGAGAGGUGUAGACAAAGCAAGUCAUACUAGUUGGCUCCCCCCAGGGACAGCUCUGCCUUCCCCGCUCCAUGCGUGCCCCACUGGGGAAGAAGUCUUGGCCCAGUAUUUACAAGAGCAGCAGCCCAGAGUCAUAAGUUCUUCCCAUCUGCUGCUGGCUCCCUGCAGAGUGGCCCCUCCUUACCCCCACUUCUUCUCCUCAAGCUUCGGCCAGCAGGGUGUGGUCCCUAGCUGUCCCCUCAGGAGCGAAGCCGGGCAGAGCAUCCCAGUGUUUGGGGCCCUACGUUCCUCUUCAUCCUUGCACCAGACCCUGAGAAGCUUGGCCAAGGAGCUCACACAACUCGACCUGCGGCGCUGGGCCAGCUUCUUGGAGGCUGGGGUGGAACAGGAUGAUGUAGAAGAGUUGUUACAGGAGCUGCACAGCCUGGCCCAGUGCUACCGGGCGAGCGACAGCCUCACAGACUGAAGCUCCCAGGGUGGGGACUUUCAUUUGCAAUAAAAACUGAUGGCUGUA